Messenger RNA from Entelurus aequoreus (snake pipefish), 2990 nucleotides. Its product is annotated as gastrula zinc finger protein XlCGF57.1-like. The transcript is spliced from 3 exons. The coding region runs from base 300 to 2159 and encodes 619 amino acids. NCBI's taxonomy places the organism in Eukaryota, Metazoa, Chordata, Actinopteri, Syngnathiformes, Syngnathidae. The record is from RefSeq and is a predicted model, not a curated record. Gene Ontology annotation, molecular function: RNA polymerase II cis-regulatory region sequence-specific DNA binding; DNA-binding transcription activator activity, RNA polymerase II-specific. Gene Ontology annotation, cellular component: nucleus. Gene Ontology annotation, biological process: regulation of transcription by RNA polymerase II.
AGCAAGAUGGCGUCUGACGGUGAAGACGUUAUUGCAGUCGUCACAGUUCAGUGUUCUUAAUCUGUGCGUCCAUGUACACAUAUAUGUCCUUUAUUAGACUCUAUUAAAUAGAGUAAACAUCGUUAAUAACUGUUUGCAUCCGGUUAUAUUAGUCUGAGCGCACUUUGAUGCUUUUCGAACUAGCUUAGCUUGCUAGUUAGCUUAGCUUGUUAGCUGCUAACAAAGAGAGGCGGAAGUGAUCAAAACACAUCGCUAAGCAGAGAUCAAGUGUGAGUGUAAAGUGUUGUGAUUGUGUGAAAAUGUGCGAAAGAACGAUAGCAGAGUACGAGGAGGAACUUUGUCCAACAAAAGAGGAGAAGGAGCGACAACAUCAAAAACAUCAAGUUGUGUUACACAGAACAGACAUCCAUCAGCUGAUUGGACACCAAGAAGAAUGUCUCCCUCAUCUGCAGGGGGACAGUUUCACUUCAGAGUAUCCACAGCCCUCACAUUUUAAAGGGGACGAGGGGGAUCCACAGCCCCCCUAUUUUAAAGAGGAAGAGGAGGGAGAGUGUCCUGUAGAGCAGGAGGAGGCUGAUCUCACCAAGUUUCCACUGACUGUUGUCUCUGUGAAGACUGAAGAGCAUGAAGACAAACCACCUGAGUCCUCACAGCUUCAUCACAGUCCAAAGGUCUGUGAAGAACAUCUUCACCCUGAGCAACAGAAGUGGAGCUUCAGGAUGCGGACGGAGGAGCCACAGCCCUCCCACAUUAAGAAGGAAGAGGAAUACCCACUGAUCCCCCAUUUUAAAGAGGAAGAGGAGGACCCACUGACACCCCAUUUUAAAGAGGAAGCAGUGGAUCCACUGAGCCCUCACAUUAAGGAUGAAGAGGAGGAUCCACUGACCCCUCACAUUAAAGAGGAAGAGGAGGAACACAGCAUCAGUCAGCAGGGAGAGCAUCUUGAAGGACUGGAGGAGGUUGAUGUCACCAAGAUGCCAGUGACUGGUGUCCCUGUGAAGAGUGAAGGUGAUGAGGUCAAAGGUGAGAGUGAGGAGAAUAAAGAGGCGGAGCUUCCAUGCAGCAGCUCAACUCAACACAUGACAACAGAAGCUGAUGGAGACCACUGUGGAGGAUCACAAGCAGACAAGCUCUUAGCUCCACUAUCAGAUAGUGAGGACACAACGUCACACUCUCCUGACACUGAUGAUGAACACUCUAAAGAUGAUAAGACAUGUCACACUGACAACACACACUUCACAUGUUCUCACUGCGACAAAACCUUUAAAUCUAGUAAUUUGAAAAGACACAUGAGAACACACACUGGAGAAAAACCUUUUUCAUGUUCAAUCUGCGGUAAAGAUUUUACUCAUAGGCACGAUUUGAAAAUACACAUGAGAAUACACACUGGAGAAAAACCUUUUUCCUGCACAGAAUGUGGUAAAAGUUUUGUAAGAAAUCAAAGUUUAAAAGCACACAUAAGAACACACACUGGAGAAAAACCUUUUUCAUGUUCAGAAUGCGGUAAAGAUUUUACUCAUAGGCAACAUUUGAAAAUACACAUGAGAAUACACACUGGAGAAAACCCUUUUUCCUGCUCAGAAUGUGGUAAAAGUUUUGUAAGAAAUCUAAGUUUAAAAGAACACAUGAGAACACACACUGGAGAAAAACCUUUUUUAUGUUCAAUCUGCGGUAAAGAUUUUACUCAUAGUCAACAUUUGAAAAGACACAUGAGAACACACACUGGAGAAAAACCUUUUUCAUGUUCAACCUGCAGUAAAGAUUUUACUCAAAAGCACCAUUUCAAAGCACACAUGAGAAUACACACUGGAGAACAACCCUUUUCAUGUUCAAUCUGCGGUAAAGAUUUUACUAGAAGGGACCAUUUCAAAAAACACAUGAGAACACACACUGGAGAACAACCUUUUUCAUGUUCAAUCUGCGGUAAAGAUUUUACUCGAAGGGACCAUUUCAAAAAACACAUGAGUACACACACUGGAGAAAAACCUUUUUCAUGUUCAGUAUGUUGUAAAAGUUUUAUACAAAGACAGCAUUUGAAAAGACACAUGAUAACACACACAGGAGAAAAACCUUAUUCAUGUUCAAUCUGCAGUAAAGAUUUUACUCAAAAGCACCAUUUCAAAGCACACAUGAAAACACACACUGGAGAAAAACCUUAAAUAUGUUCAGUAUGUUGUAAAAGUUUUAUACAAAGUCCGCAUUUCAAAAGACACAUGAUAACACACACAAGAGAGAAAGUGUUGAGUUGCAGUGUGUGUGGUGAAAGAUUCUCUUCUAAGUACCAGUGUGAGAAACACAAGUGUGCUGGUGAGAACAGCAGCAGCAAAUGAAGAUGCAGGAUUUGAAAUAAACUGUCAAAACUUUAACUUUGACCUUCGCAUAGAUUCUAACAUUUAUAGAUUAGAUAGUUUAGAUUAUUGUUUUUUUUCAGUCAAGUACAUGUUUUAAUAUACACUAUUGUGUACUUUUAUUUACAAAUUAACACAACACUUUGACUGUAAAGGUGAGAAUAAACAUGAUACAAAUCGUUUUUUAUGUGUACAGAGAUAUUCAGAAAUAUUUUUUAAUUUUCAAUGAUGUUAUAGAUGAACUCCUUUAUAUGAUGUACAUAUGUGUUUUACAUUUGUUUAUACUUUUGAUUUUGAAUACACAUCAUCCCUCUUAGUUCAUAUUUACUGGUUUACAUCUGAAACAUCUUCUGGACCACUUCUGGAAGCAUAUUAUUAUUUACUUUAUACAUCAUUUGAGCAGUUGUGUUUUAUACGAGAUCAUUUACUUUUAAAAUGUGUGACUUUAUGAAUCAUUGGUUGGGUCUCAAUAAUCCAUUCUAUUAAUUAUCUUUAUUACUCUCUUUUGUAAUAUGAAUAUGGUUUUAUAUGUAUGUCCACUUUAUGCAAUAUGUAGAUUAGAGAAAAUGGCAACAUUAAAUGUGGAAAGUUAUGAAGGAUAGUUUUGUUUUUAAUCUACAUUUCUAAUUAAAAAACUACACA